GGAGAAUAUUUUGGACAUAAAUAAUAAUUAUUUAUGCAUAUGUAAUUAUUUUAAAUUAAUUUUAAAAAUAAAUUGAUUUGUUAUUUAAUAUUCUUAAAUUUAUUUAAGUGUAGUUUUUUAAAUAAUUUUUAUUUUUAUUUUUAUUUUUAUUUUUUGUUCCUUCUUCUUCUUCUCGUUAUUUUAUUAUUUCUUCUGUAUCAAAAUAGUUGAAUAUUUUGACAAUUAGACUCACAAGUAUUUUAAUUUGUUUGUUACAGUUUUAAGUAACGAAUUAUUUUGAAACAGAUGGAGUAUCUAAAAACAAUUCAAUGUUUGUAUUACUCCGUGCUUCCGGAAGCGCCAUUCCACCUAUGGAAUGCAAAUUUACACACACUAAACAUGGCCCCAAAUACCGCACACACCUGAAUUGGUCCUGAAACAACAAAAUGAAGCUCUUCCGUUCCCAUCGACCCCUUUCAAACCCUAAUUUCCCAAUCAAAUCCAUUCCCAUUUCCACCACCACCACAUCCUCGUCCACCGCCACCGAAGAUCAGUAUAAUGACGAAAAUUUCAUAGCAACCCUCAGAGACAUCGUCCGAGGCAAUCAAAGCUGGAAAAUCGCAUUCAACAACACCUCCAUUUUCAACAAUUUGAAGCCACACCACGUCGAGACGAUCUUGGCCCAAACCCUAGACGACUCCAGGUUAGCAUUACGCUUCUUCAACUUCUUAGGUCUUCACAAAAAUUUCAACCACUCCACGGCGUCGUUUUGCAUUCUCAUUCAUGCACUGGUUCACUCCAAUCUCUUUUGGCCGGCCUCUUCGGUCCUGCAAACGCUACUCCUGCGAACAUCCAACCCUAGAUUAGUUUUUGAUUGUUUCAUGAAUUCAUAUGAAAAAUGCAACUUUUCUUCAACUUUAGCGUUUGAUUUAUUAAUUCAAGCAUAUGUGCAAAGCAAGAGGGUGUGGGACGGUGUUCUGAUUGUGAAGUUCAUGAGGGAGUGUAAAUUAUUGCCUGAAGUUAGGACUUUUAGUGCUGUUUUAAACGGCUUGGUUAGAAUCAGGCGUUUCGAUAUGGUUUCGGAUUUGUUUGAUGAGAUUGUGAGUUCUGGAGUUCGGCCUGAUGUUUAUAUGUACACUGCGGCGGUUCGAAGUUUAUGUGAAUUGAAGGAUUUUGAUAGGGCAAGGGAAAUGAUCCUUUGGAUGGAGUCUAGUGGGUGUGAAUUGAGUGUUGUGACUUAUAAUGUUUUGAUUCAUGGUCUCUGUAAGAACCAAAGAGCUUGGGAGGCAGUUGAGAUCAAGAAUUUGUUGGGUUGCAAGGGACUGAAAGCUGAUAUUGUCACGUAUUGUACAUUAAUACUUGGUAUGUGCAAAGUGCAAGAAUUUAAAGUUGCUCGAGAAUUAAUAAAUGAGAUGGUUGAGUUGGGCUUUGUUCCGAGUGAGGCCGCUGUCUCGUGUCUUGUUGAGGGGCUAAGGAAGAAUAAUAAUGUUGUGGAGGCUUUUGAUUUGGUUAAUAAAGUGGGGAAGCUUGGGGCAUUACCUAAUUUGUUUGUUUACAAUGCAUUGAUCAAUUCUUUGUGCAAAGGCGGCAAAUUGGAAGAAGCUGAAUCACUUUUUGUAAACAUGGAGAAACAGGGUUUGUUCCCCAAUGAUGUUACAUAUUCUGUGUUGAUUGAUUCAUUUUGCAAAAGGGGAAAAUUGGAUGCCGCGCUUCUUUUUCUUCAUAAAAUGACUGAGGCAGGAAUUAAAGCAACCGUGUAUCCCUUCAAUUCUCUGAUAAAUGGGCAUUGCAAGUUUGGUCAAUUGAGUAUGGCAGAGGCUUUCUUUAACAAUAUGAUUAACAAAGGGUUGUCACCUACUGUUGUCACCUACACUUCACUGAUUAGUGGAUAUUGCAAGGAAGGAGAAGUGCAAAAGGCAUUUAGGCUCUAUCAUGAGAUGACGGGGAAAGGUAUUUCACCAAAUACAUACUCCUUCACUGCGCUUAUUUCUGGUCUCUGUCGUACAAGUAUGAUGACUGAAGCCAGCAAGUUGUUUGAUGAAAUGGUGGAACAGAGUGUCACCCCAACUGAAGUUACUUAUAAUGUUAUGAUUGAAGGGUACUGCAGGGAUGGCAAUACAGUAAGAGCCUUUGAAUUGUUUGAUGAGAUGAUUGAGAAGGGACUUGUACCAGAUACAUAUACCUAUAGGCCUCUUAUAAGUGGGCUUUGUUCGACGGGUAGGGUGUCUGAAGCCAAAGAGUUCAUGGAUGACCUUCACAAAGAGCAGCAAAAGUUAAAUGAGCUGUGCCUUAGUGCCCUUCUUCAUGGUUAUUGCAAGGAAGGAAGAUUUAAGGAUGCACUGGAUGCUUGCAGCGAGAUGGUGGAAAGAGGAGUUGACAUGGAUCUUGUAUGUUAUGCUGUACUUAUUUAUGGAGCUCUAAAACAGCAGAAUCCAAAAAGAUUGUUGCAUCUUCUGAAGGAGAUGCAUGAUCAUGGAUUGAGGCCUGAUAAUGUUAUAUAUACUAAUAUGAUUGAUGCAUAUGGCAAAGCAGGAAAUCUUAAAAAGGCUUCUGAAUUUUGGAAUUUAAUGAUUAGCGAAGGAUGCAUCCCGAAUGUUGUGACAUAUACUGCCAUGAUAAAUGCCUUGUGUAAAGCAGGAUUUGUGGAUGAAGCCGAGCUUCUUUGCAAGCAAAUGCUAGUUAGCAGCAACCUUCCAAAUCAGAUUACAUACGGUUGUUUCCUUGAUUACCUUACCAGAGAAGGAUAUAUGGAAAAAGCUUUGUUGUUGCACAAUGCAAUGCUUAAAGGGUUCUUAGCAAACACCGUCACAUAUAAUAUACUCAUUCGGGGUUUCUGCAAAUUGGGUAGAAUUCAGGAAGCUGCCAAGAUUCUAAUUGAAAUGAUGGAGAACCGUAUCUUCCCGGAUUGUAUAAGUUAUUCAACAAUUAUUUAUGAGUUCUGUAAAAGGGGUGAUUUACAGGAAGCAGUGAAGCUGUGGGACUCCAUGCUGAACAAGGGUCUGAAUCCUGAUACAGUAGCAUAUAAUUUUUUAAUAUAUGGUUGCUGUGUUGCUGGAGAACUCACCAAAGCUUUUGAAUUGCGUGAUGACAUGAUGAGAAGGGGUUUAAUGCCAAAUCGUGCUACAUAUAGUUCUCUUAUUCAUGGAACUUGCUUGACGAAUUCAGUACUACCUAGCGGUGGUUAGUAAUGCUUCAAGGAUCAUUUGUAUAUUUUGUUGCAGAUGAAAAAGAGGUCUGGUUUUCACAAACUCCUGUUUGUGGACAAUUUAGGGAACAUUUUUUUUUGUGUUUGCCAGUGAUACAAUGGCAGUUUGCAGCCCCAAUUUUCCUUGGGAUUGUGCAACAAGACCUAGACAUCUUGGUUGCUAGUUGAGAGAUAUUUGGACUCCUGUACAUUAAUCCAACUUUGUGAAAUAGAAUUUAGAUGGGAAUGUAACUUAUGAUUGAAGGAUGGACAACCUCCUGUUGAGAGAAACCUUUAGCAGAUUAGUUCAUUUAACAACAUAGAAUAACCAACCCCCCGGCGGAUAAUUACUGCUCCCCAAUUAAGUUGUGUAGUUGCAAGGAUUUUUAUUUUUUAUUUUUUAUUAAAGUUGUAAUAAUAGUCCUCUUGCAAAAUGAAUCAAUUUUGUUGGUUA
This is a messenger RNA of Cornus florida, 3617 nucleotides long. RefSeq names its product putative pentatricopeptide repeat-containing protein At5g59900. Gene Ontology annotation, molecular function: protein binding. NCBI's taxonomy places the organism in Eukaryota, Viridiplantae, Streptophyta, Magnoliopsida, Cornales, Cornaceae. The coding region runs from base 426 to 3164 and encodes 912 amino acids. The transcript has a single exon. The record is from RefSeq and is a predicted model, not a curated record.